Molecule: messenger RNA, 1568 nt
Organism: Lycium barbarum (goji berry)
Lineage: Eukaryota; Viridiplantae; Streptophyta; Magnoliopsida; Solanales; Solanaceae
Exons: 3
Coding region: 202-1020 (272 amino acids)
Source: RefSeq, a predicted model, not a curated record
UUGGUCUACGCGCCACCGACGCGCCGUCGGAUCGUCGCCGGCAACCGUCCUUCUCCAAUUUCUCGAUAUUUAUUUACCGUUGCUUCUGGGACUGCAAGUGAUUUUGAAAUAUUUGAGAGCAGCUUCUGCUUAAGAGGUCUCUUUGCCUCUUCCUCCGACAGAAAGCAUUACUCAGAAAGUGCAGUCAUUUGGCAAGAAAGCAUGUGUAUAGCCGUAUUCAUAUGGAAAAUGCAUCCUCUCUAUCCUUUCCUCCUAUUCCUCAACAGAGAUGAAUACCACAAUCGUCCGACGAAACCAUUGGCAUGGUGGGAAGAUAGUGAUAUACUUGGUGGAAGGGAUGAAGUUGCUGGUGGGACUUGGCUGGCUUGUACUCGCUCCGGAAGAGUUGCUUUCCUUACUAAUGUUCGUGAAAUCAAAUCAAAUUCAGAUGCCAAGAGUAGAGGAGACCUUCCUGUUCGAUACUUGAAGAGUGAUAAGAGUCCUCGUGAUUUUUCAGAGCAACUUUUGAGAGAAGCGGGUGAAUAUAAUGGGUUUAACUUGAUAGUUGCUGAUCUUUGUUCAAUGACCAUGGUUUAUAUAACCAACCGACCAAAAGACAGUGGUAUGUCCGUGACUGAGGUUUCACCCGGUAUUCAUGUUUUAUCAAACGCAACACUAGACUCUCCAUGGCCUAAGUGUCAACGGCUGGAAUGCAGUUUCAAGCAAUUAUUAGAUGAAUCUGGCGAAUCUGAAAUUCCAAUAGGCCAGGCAGCUGAAAGAAUAAUGAGAGACUUGGCUAAAGAAGAUAGCAACCUGCCAGGCAUAUACUCCCCUGAGUGGGAGUACCAGUUGAGCUCCAUAUUCGUUGACAUUGAAACGUCCAUGGGGCGUUAUGGCACAAGAAGCACUUCUUCACUGGCAGUGAGAAGUUCUAGUGAGGCAACUUUUUAUGAAAUGUAUCUUGAGAAGGAUGUAUGGAAGGAGCAGCAAAUGACCUUUGUGAUUGAGAAGAUGAUAGAAGGUGUUGUUUCUACAUCCUAAGACGUUCUUCAAACAUGAACUACCAAGAUCCAGACAAGCCAAUGUUUGUGAUCUUUCCCAUGGAUAAAGCGCAGAGUUAUCUUCCUCUCCUAAAUCUGCAUAAUCAAAUAAUAUUUCAAUUGUACUACUGUUGAAUAAUCAUUCAUUUAUCUUGCUCCAGAACCUCCUUGCACAAUCCACUAUGGAUGAUGGCAUGAUGCGGUGGUUCUGCUUAUUAAGAGUAUCCUAUUAGUGUAUAUCUAAAUCUUAGCUGCUGUCAUUAGAAUAAGUGUUGCAGCUAGUGUUGUAAUAUGAAUGUACUAGUAAAUGUGCACUUACCAAGCACUGAUACUGAUUUACUAAAGGCAUGAUUAAAAAAAAAAAUACUCCAAAUACCAAAAGAAAUGCUACUUCUGGAUUCAUCAGACAUAAUGGAAUAUGAGCUCCAUUUUCUGAAGCUAAGAAGCACAGAGAUAAAGUGAUUGACAAAAUUAUUGUUUCUGGAUAUUGUUGGAAAUAAAUUUGGCUUCAUAAACUUGAUAAAAUAUUAUAAUAUUUGGCUUCAUAAA